AUGGAUUCCCAAUCUCGUCUUCUCAUCAUUUCGCCCCAUCGAAACUGAAAUAAAAAAAAUCUACGCAAUUCUGGAAGAUAACUCUGUCUGAUCGACGAAUUACUGGAACCGGCUGCCAGCUAAUUGGAUCUCUGUAACCAAACAAACAAACACUAUCAUCACAAUGUCAUCGACUUUCAGCGGCGACGAAACUGCUCCCUUCUUUGGCUUCCUUGGAGCCGCCGCCGCUCUCGUAUUCUCUUGCAUGGGUGCGGCAUAUGGAACAGCUAAGAGUGGGGUUGGAGUUGCUUCAAUGGGAGUGAUGAGGCCUGAGCUUGUUAUGAAAUCGAUUGUUCCAGUGGUUAUGGCUGGAGUGUUGGGGAUUUACGGGUUGAUUAUAGCUGUUAUUAUUAGUACGGGAAUUAACCCCAAAGCAAAAUCUUAUUAUCUGUUUGAUGGCUAUGCACAUUUGUCGUCAGGCCUUGCUUGCGGGCUUGCUGGCCUAUCUGCCGGGAUGGCCAUUGGCAUUGUUGGUGAUGCUGGAGUUAGGGCUAAUGCACAGCAGCCUAAGUUGUUUGUGGGAAUGAUUCUCAUCCUCAUUUUUGCUGAAGCUCUUGCUCUCUAUGGACUCAUCGUGGGGAUCAUCCUGUCAUCCCGGGCAGGUCAAUCUCGGGCAGAUUAGCAGUUCAAGUCAGUGAUUUCGUGAUGUGCAUCUAGUUUGAUUCAAAAUUGGAGCUGUACCAGUCAAAGUCGAAGUUGAUUGAGUUCGAGUUAUCCUUCUAUUUAUUUCUGAAUUAUAUAUGGUUUAGUUGAUAAACUCUUGUAUAUGUUGGAUCUGGUUCGCUAAUAUGGAAUUGUACUCUUUUGUGACAUGCUUUUUCCUCUGGUUAUUUGAGGAAUAUAUGUUGAGCCUGGAAUAACCAAAUUCUGUUUGACUUGA
Mangifera indica (mango) is the source of this 919-nucleotide messenger RNA. RefSeq names its product V-type proton ATPase 16 kDa proteolipid subunit. Gene Ontology annotation, cellular component: proton-transporting V-type ATPase, V0 domain. The record is from RefSeq and is a predicted model, not a curated record. The coding region runs from base 164 to 661 and encodes 165 amino acids. Gene Ontology annotation, biological process: proton transmembrane transport. The transcript is spliced from 3 exons. NCBI's taxonomy places the organism in Eukaryota, Viridiplantae, Streptophyta, Magnoliopsida, Sapindales, Anacardiaceae. Gene Ontology annotation, molecular function: proton-transporting ATPase activity, rotational mechanism.